ACAUAUUCGAACCAAAUCAAUACGCUGCUAUCGUAUUAUUCGAACUAGGAAUAUUUAAAGCCUCGGUGGAGAAUUCAUACUUGGAGAGAUACUGCUUGCAAGGGAGCGCAGCGGAUCUCUAUCUAUUAACAGGAAGGAAGAGUAGUGACGCUCUAGCUGUGAAGGAAUAUAUUCUUUUUUCUAAUCUGUUCCUUCAUCGAAAAAGAUAGGGGACACGCGACCUCCUUAAAGAUACUACUUCUAGUACCUAUUAAGAUCAUCUUCUCCCCCCAUUACUCUCUACCGCCAUCGCCAUCGACUUCUUUCCAAUCUGUGCCACCCCCAAUACACUUACCACCCCUCGCUUCAUCUCGAGCGUAAAUCUCGAACCCCCUCCUCCCCUUAGCCAUCGUGUGGCAUUUAACUAAGAAAGAAUCGAUGAAAUGGAGAAGACCAAUCCACCAUCCCCAGCGCCGUCUAACAGCAACACACAUCCCUCUGCUACCGCCGACGAGGUUCUCCGGAACCAAUUCCAGCAGCUCAUCCAACAUAAUGCAUCAACGGCACCUGUCGACGUGGACGGCCAUAUAGGCUCAAAUCCACAUUCGCGGUACUCUAGCCCAGCACCGCAACAGCAGCAGAUGACCAUGCCAAUGUAUGACCACGGUUCCCCUUACUCGAGCGCCCCUCCGGCCUCUGCGUAUAGUAGCGGUUACCAGCAACAGAGUUACCAGAUGGAGCCAAGCCCGUAUCCGCAAUUACCUGAUACAGGCUCAUCAAUGACUCCUCACAAUGCCUACAGCACUCCUGCAACAUCACCGCCAACACCAAUGCAAUCAGACGGCAUGAUGACUCGAAGUGGAAGAGCUAUUAGCCGUGUGCACGGCAGCACGCCAGUACUUGGUCCGCGACCAUCGCGGGUCGUAAAGCGAUCACCAAAGCCAGAAUCUGAAGCGAGUGUAAAAUCAGGCGCGGGCGCCAAGGCGAAGAAGAAGAGAAGGGGCAAGGGAGUAGGGGGUGAGCCGGCCGUGGUGCUGGAGGCGCCACUGAGUGUGUUAGUUAAAGACAUUAGCACGGUGCAGGACACCAACAUCGAGGAGUAUGUGAACCGACUACCAGAGGUGCGGCAGGCCGAGGUUCGAGACUCGAAAGAAGGCAAGAUAAAGCGGCCGAUGAAUGCUUUCAUGUUGUACCGGAAAGCCUACCAGAACCGCACCAAGGAGUGGAAAAAGCACGACAAUCACCAGGUCAUCUCUCAAGUUUGCGGCACAAGCUGGAAUAUGGAAUCACAGGAGCUGCGCGACCAGUAUGACAGCUGGGCCAAGAUCGAGCGUGCCAACCAUAAGCUUGCCUUCCCCGACUACAAAUUUGCGCCGGCCAAGGCGAAGAACAAGAAGAAUAUCGUCGCUCCAAGCAGGGGUGCCACUGGUGACUCGGAAGACGACGGCUCCGAUCUAGAGGGCUAUGAGUGGGAUAUCAGCGCGCCGCCGUCGCGGAAUGCGUCAAGGGCCGCGAGGCCCAUGUACGACCCGGACGCAGAUUACCGGCCACCAGGAAUGCGAACAGCGUACCCGACGUAUCAUCAAUCGCCGGUGGCACAUCACAGAGGGCUCCCGUAUCCGGCUCACCAAUCUUCAUUCCAGUACUCGAACCCGGGCAAGCCCCGGCCAUCCGACUAUGGAGCCGGGCUAGGCCAGAACCAAUACUACCAGCAGACGAGCGAGUUUAGGCCAAGCUAUUCACAUCCCAUGGCGGCAUACGGCGGCGGCGCGUUGCAAGGCCAAAUGCAUUCGUUCGUCGAGAACGUGUUCAUGAACAAGGCGAAUUCGCCUGCGGGAUCUUUCCACAACCCGUCACCGGUCGACCAGUACGGCGAACUGAUGGGUUCUGCGUACCCGCCGCCACCGCAGCACCAGGUCGCCAUGCCACAUCAGCGCGGACUUUCGCGCGUGAACGAGCACCAGAUAGACCCUUCACUCAUGGGGCACCAGGGUGGGGCGCACCAGUACGAUGCCCUAGGAAUCCUAGGACUAGGAGAUCAUAACGAUGGCGGAGUGCACUACUCUCUCGACCAGGGGUCGCUGAGCGGACAUGCCGCUUCGACGACUUCCGUCAUGGACGAUGGCGUCAACCAUCAUAGCCAGCAGCAGUUCGAGCAGGCGUUCCACCAAUCGUCGAAUGUCGACGCCGGCGCCGAGACCCCAUGGCACGACGAGCCAUCCAUGCACCUGGCAUCGCUACACGAUGUGCCGUCAAAGAUGGACAGCGGCGAGUGGGAGACGACGCUAGAGGGGACGGAUUUCGAUAUCGAUGGGAUUUUAGGCACGACCGAUAGUCCAGGGGGGUAGGGGACGACGAAGGAGUAAUGAAGAGAAGAGAAGAGAAGAGAAGGGGGGAAGGCAUGUUAAUUUUACGAAAAUGGACGGCAAUGUAAAGGUCAUACAUACCUUUUUUUGUAAUUAAAUUCGAUGAUUUUGUUGUUUUUUUUUGCUAUUUCUUUCGCAGCUCUCUUCUGUUGCCCCUUUUGUACCUGGGUUGUUGCAACCCCCCCUUGAUUUGUUUGAGUACGUGCGUCGGUUUUGGUUGGGGAGUUUUUUUUUCUUAUGUCUAAAGGGCUCAGCAUCAUCCAUGGACAUAGAUUUGGUUGAGCUGGAACGGGCUGGCGGCUGAAAGUGAUGAUGAUACCCCUUUUCUUUCUUCCCUCAUCCCAUUCGUUUAUUGAUAGAUGGAUUGGAAAAGGGGAUUCUAAAUCAGGGCAAACCAAGUGUCAGAGUUUUUGUAUUGUGUGUAGGCAAUUUGGGAUAAGGGGAAUGGACACUACUUGGAGUUGACUGGUUAUUUGUAUCUGAGUUGGGCUGAGUUGGAACUUGGAGAAGUUCUGUUUCAACUGCAAAGAAAGGGCGCAGAAGCGCGUAAAUAAGAAGGGAGAAAUUGAUUGUGUAGUUACCCUUGUUCGACAUUUGAGUAAUUGAGAAC
Annulohypoxylon maeteangense is the source of this 2955-nucleotide messenger RNA. RefSeq lists its product as uncharacterized. The coding region runs from base 423 to 2327 and encodes 634 amino acids. Gene Ontology annotation, molecular function: DNA-binding transcription factor activity, RNA polymerase II-specific; RNA polymerase II cis-regulatory region sequence-specific DNA binding. The transcript has 2 exons. Gene Ontology annotation, cellular component: nucleus. Gene Ontology annotation, biological process: regulation of transcription by RNA polymerase II. The record is from RefSeq and is a predicted model, not a curated record. NCBI's taxonomy places the organism in Eukaryota, Fungi, Ascomycota, Sordariomycetes, Xylariales, Hypoxylaceae.